This is a messenger RNA of Talaromyces proteolyticus, 2116 nucleotides long. Its product is annotated as putative amino acid transporter. Bases 170 to 1693 code for a protein of 507 amino acids. Gene Ontology annotation, molecular function: L-tyrosine transmembrane transporter activity; L-histidine transmembrane transporter activity; L-serine transmembrane transporter activity. The record is from RefSeq and is a predicted model, not a curated record. The transcript has 5 exons. Gene Ontology annotation, biological process: amino acid transmembrane transport. Lineage: Eukaryota; Fungi; Ascomycota; Eurotiomycetes; Eurotiales; Trichocomaceae. Gene Ontology annotation, cellular component: fungal-type vacuole membrane.
CUUUUCUCAUCUUUUGUACCUCCAGAACCCACUUUCGACCACGGGUCUUGCACAGUGCUGUUUUCUGGCCCAUUGGUGCAUAUUGAUAUUAUGUUAUGCUCUUUUUUUGCCGCCUGUUCUUCUUGGUGACGUUCCGACCGAACACUGUAUAGAAUUCGUGUGCAAAGACAUGGUGAUGGAAGGCGACCCAGUCAGCGCCGCCUCUGCGACGAUGGGCGCGCAUAGAGGUCGAAGGCGACGAGGAAAGCGAGACGUUUUUCAAGGUUCCGCCAGUUGGAUAAGCAGUGUUAUAAAUCUCGUGAAUACAAUCGUCGGCGCCGGUGUUCUCGCCAUGCCCCUCGCCGUCGCACAUAUGGGAAUCGUUCUUGGUAUAUUGGUGAUCAUCUGGUCGGGAGCGGCGGCGGCCUUCGGGCUGUACCUACAAGCGCGAUGUGCACAAUAUCUAGAUCGAGGCUCUGCUUCCUUCUUCGCACUCUCUCAAAUUUCAUAUCCUAAUGCAGCCGUUAUUUUCGAUGCUGCGAUCGCGAUCAAAUGCUUCGGAGUCGGCGUGAGCUAUCUGAUUAUAAUUGGUGAUCUGAUGCCCGGGGUAGUUGAAGGAUUUGUCGGUGGUACACCGGCAAGCGAGUUCUUGGUAGACCGUCAUUUUUGGAUAACUGCCUUCAUGCUUAUCGUCAUUCCCUUGUCUUUCCUCCGUCGUCUGGAUUCUCUGAAGUAUACAAGCGUCAUUGCCUUAAUCUCGAUUGGAUACCUGGUUAUACUAGUCGUCUAUCAUUUUGGCAAGGGGGAUACGAUGGCUGAUCGGGGUCCUAUUCGCAUUAUCCAAUGGGCAGGAAUUGCCCCGGCUCUCAGCAGCUUUCCUGUCAUUGUAUUUGCAUAUACAUGCCAUCAGAACAUGUUCUCCGUUUUGAACGAAAUUCGAGACAACAGCCACUUCCAGACCACUAGCGUUGUUUUCGCCAGCAUCGGCAGCGCAGCUUUCAUAUAUAUCCUCGUUGCGAUCACCGGCUACCUUUCUUUCGGAAAUAGCAUUGGAGGAAAUAUUGUGGGGAUGUACCCAACAUCGGUAUCCGCAACUAUUGGGAGAGCAGCGAUUGUUGUGCUUGUCAUGUUCUCCUAUCCUUUACAGGUUCAUCCAUGCCGCGCAUCAAUGGAUGCUGUGUUGAAAUGGCGCCCCGCGCCAAAGGUAGCUAAUGCCAAUGAUGGUUCGCCUCAUCGAUUCCCUCUUUUACCCCGAGCAAACCGCAGUCCUGAACCCAUGAGUGACCUUCGUUUUGCAGCCAUCACGACUAGCAUCAUAGUUUUGAGCUUCAUUACUGCCAUGACUGUGUCAUCCCUUGAGGCUGUUCUGGCAUACGUGGGUAGCACGGGCAGUACAAGCAUCAGUUUCAUUCUGCCUGGACUGUUUUACUAUAAAAUAUCUUCUCCCGAAUCGGCCGCACACCAACAAUUGAUGAAAGAAGACGACGAGGCAGACGACGAUACAAUCUCUGACGAUGGUGUAUCCGGCGAAGAUCACCAAAGUCUCUUGAGCGGAAGUGGAAUCCUCACAUCCAGCGCCAUUCUGGGCGGCACUCGACACCAACGAAAGAAUCUUCUUCGAAAACUCAGUCUUGCUUUGACAGUAUACGGUAUCGUCGUGAUGGUUGUCUGUCUCGUCAUGAAUACGUUUUUCCACGUUUCCAAAGAGUCAUAAUAUAACAUUUGACUAGAUAUUGCUCUUCGUUUUCUGAGCGCGCGUGACGAUGUUCCGUAUCAUGACCAUUAUUUUGUAUAUAUACUUUUGUUAUUCUCUCUAGCUCUUAAUAUGCUUACAUUAUCUCAUUAAGCGGGUAGGAAUCGUUGUUCCUAGUUGGUGAGUUUGGUUGUAGUGGAUUAUUUUUACGUGCAGGCGUCUAUUUUUAUUCGGCUAUUGAUUAUACAUGUUUACACUCUUGAAACACUCGUUCGUUGUAUCAAUUUGAUAGAGUAAAGUGAUUGAUUACUGAUAUGUAUGUAUUGAAUGGCAAUUUCCACAUUCGUUGAUGACGGAUAACCAACAUUGUAAGUUGGGUCCAGUGACUUUGAAGGCUUUGCUUUUAUUGGGGGUUGCACAUAUAGAAGAAACUUGUAUCGGCAU